Messenger RNA from Marmota flaviventris (yellow-bellied marmot), 2196 nucleotides. RefSeq names its product DC-STAMP domain containing 2 (gene Dcst2). The record is from RefSeq and is a predicted model, not a curated record. Lineage: Eukaryota; Metazoa; Chordata; Mammalia; Rodentia; Sciuridae. Gene Ontology annotation, cellular component: membrane.
AUGGAGGACGCGGCGCUGCCCCUGGGGGCCAAGGAGCCUGGCAGGGCGCGGGCUCUGGUCCAAAGCCUUGGGGCCUUCGCCCUGGGCUUGUCCUUGGCCACGGCCUACGGGCUCCUGGAGCUCCUGGUGGAGGGGCACAGCCCCUGGGGCUGCCUGGUGGGCACCGUCACUUUGGCCGCCUUCCUGGGCCUGGGCCUGGGCUUCUCGCGCCAGGUCCGCACCACCGUCUUCCUGAUGCUGCCCCAGGCCUUCUCCAAACAAGGACAGACAUUGCUGUUGCUGGCCGCCUUCGGGCUGGUGCUCCAGGGCCCUUGUGCCAACACCCUGCGCAACUUCACCAGGGCCAGCGAGGCGGUGGCCUGCGGGGCAGAGCUGGCCCUGAACCAGACUGUGCAAGCGCUGGAGCGAGCCAAGCAGCCCCUCGUCAGUGCUCUAAGCAAGAUUAAAGCUAUAGCCCAGAGGGCCAAAGUGGUGGCCGACCGGGUCCGCAAGUUUUUCUGGGCGAUCAUGGACGGUGUGAAACACGUAGCCAGGGCCCUGCGGAACGUGUGGUAUUGGCUCCUCCACAUUGGGGACGUGUGCAACUCGGAGCUGGGCAACCCUUACCAGAAGUGUGCGCGGGUGUUUGACGAAGGGAAAGACAACUGCAUGAAGGCCAUACCACAAGCCUACCACCUGUGCUACGUGCUCACGCCCUUCAAACUGGUGCUCUGUGGACUGGCCAGCCUGGUCCAGGUGUUCUGCGUCCUCCCCAACUACAUCCAGCCCUUCCUGCGCAAGACCAUCGGCACCCCUGUGAAGAAGAUGAUCAACCGCGUGCGUCGGGAGUUUGAGUUCAACGUGACGGCCACCCACCACUUCUCCGUGGACCUCAACGCCUCUCGGAGUCUGUCCCAGGUGGCCCUGGACCUCCAGGAGGCCGUCGGCAUGAAGCUGCUCCGAGCCCGGGAGGUGCUGGCCCUGAUGGGCUACACCCUGCCCCUGCUGCUGGUGCUCCUCUACCUCCAAGCCCUGUUUUACCGCUACGCUUACCUGAACCGGGACGAUUUCGACAACGUCUACAUCACCGGCCACUUUCUGCGCAUGGAGGCUGCCCGCGCCGUGGCGGGGCUGCCCACGGUGCUCCCGCUCAGCGCCCACGAGGCCACCUGCUACAUCCAGCCAGGCUCCAUCUUCCUGUCGCGGUGGGAGCGGGUGUUCUACGUCCUGGAGAUGCUGAACCUCACCCGUCACCUGCUCCUGGCGCUGCUGCUCGUCUCGCUGGACUACGCCGUCUUCUGGGUGCUCGACCUGGCGCGGUACCAGCUGCAAGGGGAGAUCGUGGCCCGCAGCCCUGUGUUAGUGUCUCUAACCGUGGAAGGGACUGGCUACGCGGGGAGCAUUUACCGCGACCUGGUGUCGGCGUUUGACGUCCUUCAACAGGGCAACAUCAGCAUCCUGUCUCGGCGCUGCCUCCUGCGCCCCUCGGAACCGGACAGCACCGGCUAUCUGGUCAUCGGUGCCGCGUACGGCCUGUGCUUUUUCGUCACCCUGUUUGGUAGCUACGUCAGCCGGCUGCGGAGGGUCAUCUGCGCCUCCUACUAUCCCUCCCGGGAGCAGGAAAGAAUCACCUACCUCUAUCACAUACUUCUAAAUCGCCGAACCAACCUGUUGGUCGCCCUGCAACGAGCGGUGAGGCGGCGGGCAGCUGACCAGGGCCACAUGAGUGUCCUCCAAGUGCUGGCCAUCCGGUGCCCAUGGCUGAGUGUUUUCGUCAGCCAAUUUCAGCUGCAUGAGGCCCGCUGCCUGGGCUGUGGGCAGACCCAAGAUGAAGGGGACACGGAGAACUUUGUGUACUGCGGUACCCCGGGCUGUAAAGGUCUCUACUGCCACACUUGCUUCCGUCUUCUGAGCGACACCUGCUCGGUGUGCGCGGCCCCGCUCUCCGCCCAGGAGGGCCUGGACUGGGAGCUGGACUCCAGUGACGAGGAGAGCCCCCGGCUGUGGCUGGCUGCCGCCCGUGGAAGGGCCCUGGAGCAGAAGCCCAUGGUGCAGCAACAGGUCCCGGAGGUGCUGGGCGAGGACUUCUUAGACGAGUCCACCUCGGAGUCCAGUGACCUGGAUGAGGAGGAGCCCUCAGCAGAAAAUCAGGCUCAGAAGCUCCUGCCUGAAGUCCAUCAGCCUGUCGGCACUCCCAUGCCAGCUGGGCCCCACUGA